AUGGGGCCCGAGGGGCUCGAGACGUCUGAAAUCCCAAAUCAACCCGAGAAGAAAUCUCGUCGACGUGGGGCUGAACUCGAUCCCUUCCUUCGCACCCGGCUCUGUGUGCUCAGAACCACGGCCAAAUGGACAUACAGACAGAUCCAUGAUGAAUUUCCACAUAUUCCCCUCUCGACCAUUAAAUCAACCAUUCUCCAAGAGAGCAAUCGGGUCAAUAACCACUCCCAAGCCCGCUCUGGCCGACCGUCGAAGCUGAAAGACGAAGAUCGAGCCCGAAUCCGCGAGGCUUUCCAGGCGAAUCCUCAUAUUACGUACGACGCACUGCGUGUGGUGGUUGAUUAUAAAGUUGGCAAAGAGUCCCUUCGUCGAUUCGUGAAUGAUGAUGGGCUGAGGAAGACACAGACGCCUGGUCGGUCUUCUUUGGCUGGGAGAGGAGCUAACAAACAAGUUGAUCGGGCUCCAUCCGGUCAGUCCGACGACACACCUCCCGCUGGUUCGGCUGGUGAUUUUGGGCCUGGUCUCAUCCCCCCCGAGUCAGAUCCUAUAUCUACUAGAGCUAGUCAAAUCGUCAACGAUUAG
This is a messenger RNA of Penicillium digitatum Pd1, 579 nucleotides long. RefSeq names its product helix-turn-helix domain-containing protein. Lineage: Eukaryota; Fungi; Ascomycota; Eurotiomycetes; Eurotiales; Aspergillaceae. The record is from RefSeq and is a predicted model, not a curated record.